Molecule: messenger RNA, 700 nt
Organism: Neltuma alba
Lineage: Eukaryota; Viridiplantae; Streptophyta; Magnoliopsida; Fabales; Fabaceae
Product: auxin-responsive protein SAUR72
Exons: 1
Coding region: 59-385 (108 amino acids)
Biological process (GO): response to auxin
Source: RefSeq, a predicted model, not a curated record
CAACCACAAUCCGAGUCUACUGUCGGUGAAAGAAGAAGAAGAAGAAGAAGAUCGGAAGAUGCUGAAGCAGUCGAAGAUCGCCAAGGUGCUGAAGGGUCUGUCAAUGGGGGCAAAAGGUGUAAGAGUAAACAGAUCAGGUCAAGAAUCAGGAGGACGUGGAGCGGCAAGGAGGGUGCCGGAAGGGCAUUUUGUGGUGGUGGCGGUGAAGGGCGAAGAAACGAAGAGGUUUAUAGUGAAAUUAGAUUGCCUGAGGGAUCCUGCUUUCUUGAGGCUGCUAGAGAAGGCCAGUGAAGAGUUUGGCUUUGGACAGAAGGGUCCUCUUUCCGUCCCUUGCAACCCUCAAGAACUCCAGAACAUCAUCGACAAUCACGUGCGAAGCACGUGACCCCUUCAUCUCUCUCUCUUCUGCCUAAAUGCUAGCUAGCUUCAAUUCGCACUGGGAAAUUAGUUAUACAGGGUACAUAAUGCGGUGUACUUAAAAUGAUAUACACACCAUUAUUAGUUAAUGACUUUGGACAAACACACAAUUAGGCUUUUGUUCAAUUAAUCAAACACUUGUGUAAAUCACAUUUUUUCUGUAUGGGGAAGAUUAUUGUGGUACACUUAUUUCAUUUAUAUUUGGAUCGUACUGUGUACCUUAUAUUCUGGCCAUGUCUGUCUUUUUGGGGAUCGAUGGCCAUAUUAUUGUCUGUUCGUGUAC